Molecule: messenger RNA, 1333 nt
Organism: Marchantia polymorpha subsp. ruderalis
Lineage: Eukaryota; Viridiplantae; Streptophyta; Marchantiopsida; Marchantiales; Marchantiaceae
Source: the annotation of a GenBank genome assembly
UCCCCUUUCACAUUUUGCCCUUUCGCUCGCAAUGAUGCCCUCCAUCGCCCGAUUCGCCCCUCCCUUUAUCGCCUCGUCUCAAUUUCUCCUCUCUCUCCCUCCUGUGUCUAUGAUUGCUGUCCACCUCUCUGUGGGAAUUCCUCCUUCUGCUGCUGCUCCUCCUCCUCCUCACCAUCCUCUCCCUCUUCCUCUUCCUUGCCAGCAUUCGCAUCUCCUGGGAAACACGACUUUCUUCCUUCUGUUAUUUAUUCAUCCGUCCAACCUCACAGAAGCUUCACGUAUUUCUGAUCUACCAUUUUCGGGGCAGAAGGAGAGAACCCGUCCGCCCGGCAGAAAAACGCAGCGACCCAAGAAGAUACAACGAACGAGGUGGUGUCGUGAAACUCUCUCUCUCGAUGGCGCAUUGAACAGAAUACGCAUCGGAUGUGCAAUUAGGGGCUACUUUUAUUCUCAUUUACAUUCACACAUUGGCUAUCGAUCGAGUAGUAAAUUCCAAUCCGAUCGUUCACGCGGGCCUCUGUCUCUCUCAGAUUUCAAGCUCCUGUGACCUUCAUGAUUGCCCGCCGCUCAAAUAAUAUGUCGUGAACAUGGAAGUUUUGACCUUUGCGUAGAGGCUAGAGGAGAUUUUUCCCGUUCCGGAUAAGUCACAAAGCCUUGGGCAAUAAUCACCGAUGUCUUCUAUCGACCGCUCACAUGUCCUGAAUUGGCUGUGCUUUUACUUUUAAUCCCCCGCCAAAGACUGUAUUACUCGGGGCGGGGCCGUCAGGCCACAAUGCGACUGGGAUGAUGCCCACGUACAUGCUCCAAAUCCUGGGCGCUUAAAGCGAAAGUGGACUUCAAGAAGAAUAAUGGAGUUUGAGGGUCCAAACUAUCAUUGACAGACGCGUCAAAUCCGUCCUGCACAGCACAGCACAGCACAUUCCAAAUCAGCUUGGCCCGUUAAACCAACCACUCAUGUCCCCAGUGUCUGGGCCUGUUUUUACUUUAUAAUAAUUCUGCUUAUUAUCAUUAUCUCGCCCUGUUUGAAACCGGUGCAUUCUAAAGUCGAAAGCUGAGUUUCAAUGCAUUCACGUUCGAAGCCAUGCAUUUACUAUUCCAAACGCUCCUCUGUUUUCAUCCACGGACAUACUUUUCAACAUAGAGCAAGAUCUCGAACAGAUACAUAAAAGUUCAUGAGAAAAGGUAUCCAAGUCAGCCAGUCUUUUUCUUUCAUUUUCUAUAGCCUAGGUUUCACGAACCCCCAUAAAAUAAUUCACUGAGAUUUUGCCUUACGCAUAAAUUUCUCAACAGGUCAAUGUAAAAACUGUGUGGAUAAAUCCAGCUAUCCAGUUCC